Molecule: messenger RNA, 1490 nt
Organism: Saccostrea cuccullata (small rock oyster)
Lineage: Eukaryota; Metazoa; Mollusca; Bivalvia; Ostreida; Ostreidae
Product: melanopsin-A-like
Exons: 2
Coding region: 175-1245 (356 amino acids)
Biological process (GO): neuropeptide signaling pathway
Cellular component (GO): plasma membrane
Molecular function (GO): G protein-coupled peptide receptor activity
Source: RefSeq, a predicted model, not a curated record
UCGAGGAAUUAAAAUAAGAGGACUCCAAUCAACGAACUUUUCUUUCCAGCUUCAAUGUUUAGCGUUAUUAGAACUUGAACAAUAUUUAAUUUGAGCUCCAUUUCUCGUACAUUUACAGUGAUUCUGCUGUAAGCUAGCAAUCCCGAGAAAAGAGGAAUAUAAGAACAAAAGAGAAUGGACAGUUCCACCGAUUUCAGUUCCUCAACAUCCAUUCCAAAUCAAAGCAAAUCUACUGCAGAGGAUCCUAGCUUUGAUAACACUUCGAAUUUCCAGACGUAUGGCCAUGGCGAUAAUUUUGAUUUAGUUUUAAGUUUUCCAUGCACUGAAAAUUUUCCAUAUAGAUGUCCCACAUCAGUAGUUACUUUGUUGGUGUUCCUUUUAGGAAUCAUAGGGAAUACCGCCGUCAUUGUGAUUAUGAAAAGGAAAAGACUAUUUAGAAAGACCUCACAUAUGUGUAUUCUGAUUUUGGCGAUCAACGAUUCAUGGUCUCUUUUGUGUAACAUUACCCGUGAGUUUGUAUUGUAUCCUAAUUUAGAUUAUUUUCGUCUCAAAUUUGGAUUUUUUGAACCAUUCUGCGUCAUUUUCUUUGUGCUGUUCUACACUCCUUACCUAUGUUCUAGCAUCAAUAUUGUAUUUAUGGCAUAUGAGCGCUAUAUUCUUGUCACCAACCCGCUCGAGUACAUGAAAACACAUACAACAAAGCGCGCUGUUUUCAGAGCACUUAUAGCUUUUAUAACUUUUCUCAUCAUUAAUACGAGUUAUGCCAUUGUCAUGUCGGAAACAUCCAAAUGUCCGGAUUAUCUAUUCUAUUCAGAGUAUUACGCCUUUAUAAGUGUUCCUUUUAUAGUUUUGUCCUCAGUUUUAUUAUUGCUUUUUCACUGUCUCAAAAUAGUAAAGCUUUCAAAAUUACAAAUCUUAGGAACCAAGCAUUUGAGAAAUGCUCAGAGUCAUUGGCGCAUGACAAAAAUUGUUUACGUUAUAGUUAUUAUUUACAUUUUGUCUCAAAUUCCUUACGUUGUUUAUGAUAUUAUUUCUACUUGCGAUACUUUCGGUCUCUUUGUAUGGCCAGAAAAAAAUUAUGCUAUACUUUUGGAGUAUGGUAUCGUGAUAUUUUUGAUGAAUUAUGCCGUCAACCCAUUUAUAUAUUGGCUAACGCCUCUACGUUGUAAUUGUAAUCCUAAAAGUUUGCAAUCUACAUCAGAUACAAGUAAUACAAUAUCGACUAUAGGGUCUCCGGAUAGUUAAGAUUACAUCCAAAACACCAGGAAUGCAGCUCAUUCUAUAUCGUUUAUUGUCUAUUUAAUGUCUAAUCAGUAACAUUAUAGAAAUGAUUUUGUUCAUACGUUGUAAAGUCAACAAAAAAUAAUGGAUUGAUAAAUAUGACCAAUAAGGAUAAUUGAAUAUUAUAAAAAUAUAAUAUAUUAUAUAUAUGGAUGUAAUUUUACUACACAAAGAAAUGGAAAAUCCUCUAUUUUAUGAUUUUUUUUUGA